Molecule: messenger RNA, 1685 nt
Organism: Striga asiatica
Lineage: Eukaryota; Viridiplantae; Streptophyta; Magnoliopsida; Lamiales; Orobanchaceae
Source: the annotation of a GenBank genome assembly
CUAAUUUUAAAGGCUUUCUCCCACUAGCAAGCAGCCAGAAAACGCACUUUGAGCUGAAGAAAUUCAUCAGUCGGCCUCCACCGAGCAGCUGUGCGGCGCGAAUCUGCUUAAACCACAUCGAAAAUGGCGGACAAGGCAGUGACCAUCAGGACGAGGAAGUUCAUGACAAAUCGUCUCCUGUCAAGAAAGCAAUUUAUUAUUGAUGUUUUGCAUCCAGGAAGAGCUAACGUUUCUAAGGCUGAGUUGAAGGAGAAAUUGGCCAGGAUAUAUGAGGUCAAGGACCCCAAUGGCAUUUUUGUGUUCAAGUUCAGGACUCACUUUGGUGGUGGCAAAUCUACCGGGUUUGGCCUGAUCUACGACUCUGUGGAGAGUGCUAAGAAAUUCGAGCCAAAGUACAGGCUGAUCAGGAACGGUCUCGAUACCAAGGUAGAGAAGUCUAGAAAACAGAUGAAGGAAAGGAAGAACAGGGCCAAGAAAAUUCGUGGUGUUAAGAAGAUUGCGUAUCUAAGCUGCCAACCUCUCCAGCAUCAAACUCAGCCCUCUUCUAAUGCUGGACUCGUUGCUAAGCUCUGCCUUGGUCACAUGAAUAACUUGAUAUCCUCUAGGCGCUGGGGGAGGAUGGUUUUCCAGCACGUUCUGUUCAUCUACUACGACCAUCUACAUGUUCUCUUGGUGGUCAGCCUGCUCCUCGGCCCCACCAGAUCCCAGGACGGUCUGCUUAUUGGUCCCUCCGUCGGCCUGGAUGUCGAGCUCACUUUAUUUGUCUUUCUGCUGCCUGACCCCCUGGGUUCGCCACCAUCUGUCUCGAAGAUUGCCCCUGGGUUCCUGAUAGCGGCGUCAACGCCGUGCCUGACGACACCAAUUUGUUGUAGAAGUUAUCCUCUGAUCCGGUUUGAACCGCAAUCCACUGAUUUGAACUGUCUUGACGUCUUCGAUGACCUUCAAAACACCGAGAGGGGUCCCGGCAGAAAACACUCCGACGCCCAAUCGUUGGUAGCAAAUGAGGAUUUUCAGCACAUUCUGCGGGUGCAGAACACUAACGUGGACGGUAAGCAGAAGAUAAUGUUUGCCCUGACUUCCAUAAAGGGAAUUGGCCGCAGGUUUGCCAACAUUGUCUGCAAGAAGGCCGAUGUUGACAUGAACAAGAGAGCUGGUGAACUUUCUAGUGCUGAAAUUGAUAGCCUGAUGGUGAUUGUUGCAAAUCCUCGUCAAUUCAAAAUACCCGACUGGUUCCUUAACAGAAAGAAAGAUUACAAGGAUGGGAAAUAUUCACAAGUGACAUCCAAUGCCUUGGAUAUGAAGCUUAGGGAUGAUCUUGAGCGUCUCAAGAAAAUCAGGAACCACCGUGGGCUCCGACACUAUUGGGGUCUUCGUGUCCGUGGACAGCACACAAAGACCACCGGACGUAGGGGAAAGACUGUUGGUGUCUCAAAGAAACGAUGAGCUGUCUAUAUUUUCAUUUGUUUUUUUUUUUGGCCUUUUUUCUUUGCAUAUUUAUUAAGAGGAGGAUUUUUGGUUUUGAUUUUGGCUACACUCUACUUCAGUUAUCACAUUUUGGUGGGAGCUUUUGGAUAUUCUUAUGUUGUGGUAGUUUUGCUUUUCAACUAUGGAUUUUGGGGACUAGCUGUUUAUAUUAUAUCUGGCUUCGAGUGUUUUGUGUUGGAUUAGAGGCCACAAUGACUUGG